Molecule: messenger RNA, 2103 nt
Organism: Soboliphyme baturini
Lineage: Eukaryota; Metazoa; Nematoda; Enoplea; Dioctophymatida; Soboliphymatidae
Source: the annotation of a GenBank genome assembly
AUGCUUUUUAGAAACAAAACGAUUAUCCACCUUACAGACGUGGAACUGAGGAAAAUAAUUGAUAAACUGGCCCAGUUCGUUGCGAGAAACGGGCCGGAGUUUGAGGAGAUGACGAAACAGAAGCAGAAAGGCAACGCGAGAUUCGCGUUUCUGUUCGGCGGCGACAAUUUUCUCUACUACCAGUACAAAGUAAACGAGGAAAAAACGAAUUUAAUCAAAGCCAUUUUGCCUAUCAUUCUGAAGUUGUGGCGCACAAACGAAAAGCUCUCACGGUGGUCGAUUGAUGCCAUAUUAGACUCCUUGAUUAAGGUGUCGCUUCGCGUAGCCGCCAGCCGAGGCAAACCUGUAUCGGUUGUGUUAUAUGUCAAAGGACACUUCUGGGUGUGUGGUCAAGUUGAACAAGCGGUAUAUUACAUGGAAGGCGACUUGUUGAACCAGUUCGCUGAAGAGUGUCAGAUGAACUUGGACGAAUUGAUGUCCGUUAUGGACAGUCUGAAGGAAUCCUGUACAAAGGAGGCUAUAUCGUCUUGUAAAAGCUGGAUAUUCGAGCACUUCCUGUCGUUCAAGCACGGGGACACUAUUAUGCGAUUUCUCAUGAAACUGGUGAAGAAUCUUCAAGUGUCUUUUCUGCACAAGUUGCAUGUGCUCUACUUGGUAAACGAUCUUUGCCAUCAGUGUUUUCGAAAGCAAGAUGAGAACAUGCUGAUGCUUUUACGAAGGUACAUCGUCGCGUUGUACUGUGUUACUUUCCAGCAGCACGCUGACGACGAACAGCAAAGAAGCAAAUUGGAAAAGCUUGUUGGUAUUUGGGAAAAGCAGGGAUAUUUUGAUGACAGCACUCUUUCGAAACUACGAGAUGUUCACCUCGGCCUGCAGAGUUAUCAGUUGGAACUUGCGAAUGAAUACGGUACGGUCGUCUCAGAUAUAAUCCAGCGUUUCCGUGCCAGAUACCAGCAGUACGAACUUCAGCAUCAGGAAUUCGCUCGCCAUAUUCAGCAGCAGCUUAACUCGUUGGAAAGCCAACAGGAUCUGAUAGCCGGCGGUCAUUAUGCCAGCCAAGGCAGCGUUCCAUGUUCAGCCUUACCUGGUCAGCAGGUGCCUGCAGCAAGUUCGAGAAGAUCUCGAUUCGAUAGUCCCGUACCGACGUCCGGCAUACCUGGUGGACAGCCAUCGCUGCCAAUAUCGAAUCUGCCGGCACCUCAUCUCCCUUCCAGCGCAGGUGCAACCGGCUUGCUGGGCCACUGUCCACCGGGUUAUUUUACGCAGGGAGCGUGGCAAGGUUCGUCAUCUCCUGCUCUAGUGGGUGCACCGCAGGCUGUAGCUGGGCCCAUGUCUUCGGCAUCAUUCCCUGUUCCAUUCUCCGCAUCGUCGGGCAAUGUUCAGCCGUUCUACAGCCCGACUUCUGUUUCCAGUAUGUCGAGAAUGCCUACCAUAUUGCCAAACAUGCCUCCGGGGGCUAAUGUACCACCAUGGAAUGGUCCUCUACCAGCCAUGCCUUUAUCUGCACCUAGCGACAUGGCCAUGCAGAGAUGGAGCGGACCUGACGUGACGACCGUUCCUCAGUCGAGAACUGCAAUUUUGCAUCCUCCGCUGAUUCCCCCUCCAAUGUGUCCUCUAAGACCAUUUUUUGACGAACAAUCAUUGAUCCCUAAAGUCGCCUAUUAUGACUUACCGGCAGGAGUCAUGGCACCAUUGGUGAAGCUCGAGGACCAUGAGUAUAAGCCCCUGGUACCAGACGACAUACGACUACCUCCUCCGAUGCCGCCUAGUGAACGCUUAGUCUUAGCGGUAGAUGCUUUUUUUGCGCCUCCUAACCACGAAAAUCCACGUGACAGCGACGGAUGGGAACGACUCGGCUUGUAUGAAUAUUACAACCUCAAGUCUCAGACAUGUUUUGGAAACAACAAGACUUCAGACAAGUCUUCGUCAUCUGAAUCAAACGCCAGCAUUCGUUCCGACUCGCCAUCGUCGUCUACUUCUAGCAAUCGGAGUAGCUCAGGCUCACCUCGCUCUCACUCGCAUUCGUUCUCGCGCUCGAAAUCCAGAUCGAGGUCCAAAUCGAAGUCAAAGUCAAGAUCGUCCAGUCCCGUUGGCAACGAGUAG